AUGCGGCGGUUGUAUGUGGACAAAGAGGACACCGUCUCCCUUCAAGCCGUACUCGAACGAUUAAAGUGUGCACACAACGUGGGUUCGUUUAUGGAUACGCACAGUGGUUUGUUUCUGAUCCGUAAGAAGCAUGUGGCUAUUCGGCACGUAGACUCCUCGCUCAAGCGUGCCAUUGUGAGCAGAACUACAGCAACCCCGGCGCCCUCGUCAACGGCUCUCGUUGUUCUCCCACCCAGUCCGUCUGUUGAUCUCUCGAUCAGUAGUCCAUCAAGUCGAAUGCUUACACCACCUCCCAGUCCUCCCCGCCGUCUUGGCCCUGUGGCUAAUACCGCGAUUAUUUGGGUCGUUUGUCGCAGUCACAAAGGUAAUCUGCUAUAG
Plasmopara halstedii is the source of this 378-nucleotide messenger RNA. RefSeq lists its product as uncharacterized. The record is from RefSeq and is a predicted model, not a curated record. Bases 1 to 378 code for a protein of 125 amino acids. Lineage: Eukaryota; Oomycota; Peronosporomycetes; Peronosporales; Peronosporaceae. The transcript has 3 exons.